UCAUCAGUUUCACUUCAAGUGCCUUAAGAAUAGCAAUAACUGCUAAUUAUCAGCUAAUAAAUACAUAUAACUACGAAGCAAAAAUCAAUCAAUCAUGAACUUCAACAAAGUCUUCAUCUUCUUGGCUGUGGUGAUCGCCAUUUUCGCCGGCCAAACAGAGGCGGGUUGGCUCAAGAAGAUCGGCAAGAAAGUUGAGCGUGUUGGCCAGCAUACCAGAGAUGCCGCCGUUCAAGGCAUUGCUGUGGCGCAACAGGCCGCCAAUGUCGCUGCUACUGCGCGUGGUUAAUUAUUAUUAGUUGCCGAAAACAUUUAAAUUACAGUUAUAAACUCAUUUUGUGCAAAUGUCAUGGUAUUUACUUAAAAAAUAUUUAUUUUAGAAAAAAACAACAGCAAACAUUCAUAUUACUAAGUUGAGGAACAAAUUUCGAAUAAAUUGAAAUCUUAAAUAA
This is a messenger RNA of Bactrocera tryoni, 449 nucleotides long. Its product is annotated as cecropin-1-like. NCBI's taxonomy places the organism in Eukaryota, Metazoa, Arthropoda, Insecta, Diptera, Tephritidae. The coding region runs from base 95 to 286 and encodes 63 amino acids. Gene Ontology annotation, biological process: defense response to Gram-positive bacterium; defense response to Gram-negative bacterium; antibacterial humoral response. Gene Ontology annotation, cellular component: extracellular region. The record is from RefSeq and is a predicted model, not a curated record. The transcript is spliced from 2 exons.